CAAAAAAUCCCAGCAGCACUUCUACCAUUUUAUUUGCACCACAUCACAACACUUCAUUCACCAUGGGCAACCCAAGCGCAAAGAGAAAGAGACCAGAGGGUAUGGGCUACCGCAAGCCCAAGAAGCUCGUCAAGAAAUUCAAGAAGCAAAAGGCCUACCACAGCGACAGCGAAGACGAUGAGGUUCAAUCCACAAACACCAACACCAACACCAACUCGGACUUCAACCCUGUCAAUAUGGACGACUCGGAGGAUGAGGAAGUCGAGGAUACCCCUGCUGCUCCUGUCGUUCCUGUCCCUGCGCCCGAACCCGUCGCCGAGAAGAAGACCGCUCCCAAGCCUGUCGCUCCCGCCAAAUCAGAAUCAAAGCCCGCUGCCGUACAACCGAAACUCAAGUCGGCCUUGAAGAUGACAAAGAAGGUCGACCCGCCAUCAGAGAGUGAAGACGACGAGGCCGAGGAUGAUGAUGAGGACGAGGAAGAGGAGGACGACGAUCUAGAGGGCCUUGAUGCGCUGGACGACGAGGACCUCGACGACUCUGACCUGGAAGACGAUGACGAGAUGGAUCUCAGCGACAAUGAGGACGGAGAAGGAAGACAAAAGAAGACACGCAAGCGCAACGACCCUGCGGCCUUCGCCACAUCCAUGUCCAAGAUUCUGGGCACCAAGCUUACCACCUCAAAACGACAAGAUCCCGUUUUGUCGAGAAGUGCUGCUGCGACCGCCGCCUCCAAGGAACUGGCCGACCAGAAGCUCGAGCUCAAGGCAAAGAGAAAGAUGCAUGCCGAGAAAAGGGAGGCUCUGGACAAGGGCCGUGUCAAGGACGUCUUGGGCUUGAACACCCCCGAGGUCAGCACUGCCCAGAUCCAAGAGACUGAAAAGAGGUUACAGAAGACUGCCCAGCGUGGUGUUGUCAAAUUGUUCAACGCUGUCAGAGCUGCUCAAGUACAAGGAGAGCAGGCCCGAAGCGAAGCAAAGAAGGAGGGUGUGGUCGGUAUCUCACAAAGAGAGGAGAGAGUCAGUGAGAUGUCAAAGAAGGGUUUCCUCGACCUCAUUGCUACUGGAGGAAAGAAGGCCGCUGCUGUAGAGGCUUAGACCCUGUUUACGAUACCCGCUCAUAUUGCAUAUUUUGGUUCAUUAUCACCCA
Aureobasidium pullulans EXF-150 is the source of this 1146-nucleotide messenger RNA. Its product is annotated as Rrp15p-domain-containing protein. The record is from RefSeq and is a predicted model, not a curated record. NCBI's taxonomy places the organism in Eukaryota, Fungi, Ascomycota, Dothideomycetes, Dothideales, Saccotheciaceae. The coding region runs from base 63 to 1094 and encodes 343 amino acids. The transcript has a single exon. Gene Ontology annotation, cellular component: preribosome, large subunit precursor. Gene Ontology annotation, biological process: maturation of LSU-rRNA; maturation of 5.8S rRNA.